This is a messenger RNA of Penaeus indicus, 2485 nucleotides long. Its product is annotated as transmembrane ascorbate-dependent reductase CYB561-like. Gene Ontology annotation, molecular function: oxidoreductase activity. The transcript is spliced from 8 exons. NCBI's taxonomy places the organism in Eukaryota, Metazoa, Arthropoda, Malacostraca, Decapoda, Penaeidae. The record is from RefSeq and is a predicted model, not a curated record. The coding region runs from base 405 to 1304 and encodes 299 amino acids.
AGUGCCGCUGAGGGUGCGUGAGGGAAAAGGGGAGGUGUGUGUCGUGGGAUUUUGCGUGUGUUGUUGGGGCAGAGAGUGAGUUCGUGCGCGUGUGUUUGUAAAGGUCUGUGUCUCUCGGGGGGCGAAGAUGAUAGGCCUACAGGUGUUUUGGAUUCUUUGACUUGGUGUGAAAGAGGGAAGAGAGGAAGGACGAAAAAUAAACUGUGAUUGCAUGGGAGGGAGUGGGAAAGAAGGGAGAGGGAAUAUAGAAGAACUGGUGAUCCCCUUACGAAGAGUGAUGUUUCGAUGUUUUGUUUGAAUAUAGUGGUUUGUGGUUUAUUAUACACCAGGAGUGGACCGGCGACAGAAACCAAAACUUUGAAUGUACGCACGCCAUAUAGGGAGUCAGGAGUAAGCGUGGCAAGAUGAACGGACGCGGGAACAUGGUGACGUCACGAUUCAGUGUGAAGAACAGGGGCCAAGACUCGAGCGAAGAUUCGGACGGUGACGAGAUCGAAUUUGACGCCUGUAGGAUCAAACGCGACUGGGAAGCUGGAGAGGUCGGGUCUCUCAUCGGCAGAGGACUGAUCGACGAGAUGGAGAACGAGUCGCGAAACAUCCGGUUCUUCACCAAACUCUACACUUUCGCCCAGAUGCUUGGCAUCCUGUGCGUGGUGCUGGUGGGCGUCUGGAUCGGCAUCUACCGCGGGGGGUUCGGGUGGGCUCAGCCGGCGCUGCAGUUCAACUGGCAUCCGUUCCUCAUGGUGUUAGGGAUGGUGUUUCUCUACGCGAAUGGUGCCCUAGUGUACAGAGGAUUCCGAUCCGAGAAGAAGAAGAAGCUGAAGAUCAUCCACACGCUGGUUCAGCUCGGGACCUUCAUCUUCUCCGUGGUCGGGAUCGUGGCCGUGUUCGACUUCCACAAUGCAUUGGGCAUUCCCAAUAUGUACAGUCUGCACUCGUGGGUCGGUCUGUGUGUGGUUAUCCUGUUUGCCUGCCAGUGGUUGUCGGGCCUUCUGACGUUCCUUUUCCCAGGCUUGCGACCCUCUGUUAGGGCUGCUUACUUGCCUGUACAUCAGUUUUUUGGACUUGCAAUAUUUAUUGGUUCUGUAGCUUCCUGCCUUUUAGGCUUGACAGAAAAGGCAUUCUUUUCGAUGCCAAACUCGAAAUCAAAUGGUUACAACACCUUCCCACCUGAGGGCAUCUUAAUGAAUGUUAUCGGCAUUUUGCUGAUUUUCUUCGCCGGAUUAGUGGUCUAUCUGAUGUCCAACUCGCAUUUCCGCCGGCAGACUUCUGAAGAUGAGACCUUGCCUGUAAGUGUGUACUGACAUCUGCAUUGGAGCCAGGAGAACUGCAUGCCCUCCAUUUUUCAGUCUGCUGUAUUAUCGCUUUUAAUAAUAACAUUUUGGGAAGCUGUAUAUUGCCAUCAUUAUCAUCAUUAUUAUUAUUUCUAUAACUGUGGUUGUUUUUAUUAUUAUGGCUACUUCUUGUAAUACUAGCAAUCAUCUACUACUACUACUACUGUUAUUAGUAUUACUGUUAUCAUCAUUAUUAGAAUUGGUUGGUCUAAUAUUUUCUAUGCAGUGUGGUUUCCCACUUUGUGUUGAUUGAGAAAGUUUUUAAUUUUCUUAUGCAAUUAUAUUUAGUAUUGUGUAAAGUAAAAAUUCAUAAAAAGCUCUAUUAUACAUGACCAGUCUUGAGGGAAACUGUAUGAGAGGCCUUAGUUUUAAAUGAAUCAGUUAAGUGAAAGACGUAAAGAUUGUGCUGCUAUUAUGAAUGAAAAAGUGUAGAAAAAAAAAUCCUCAUCCUCCUCAAAGAAUAAUCACGUAAAUGUACAGAAGGGACAGUAACUAAUUAUGAAAGUGAAUGCAUUUUCCAGGGAUUUACUCAAAAUAUGGAGCAGGUAUCCAGCCUUUGCUUUCUAUUUAAUUUCAAUCACAACUGAAUGUAGUUCUGCAUAUCAUUUUAAAGAGCUUGGAUAAAACACACAAUGUUAUGUACAGUAGCAAAUAUUUAUGUAAACUUAAUGUUACUUACUAACCAUCUUUUUUAGACAGGCUACUAUAAAGGCCAAUAUAUUAUUCAUGUAGUGAGUAAAAUACAGUAACUAGAUUGUAAUUUAAAAGUAAUUAUAAUUUUAAUAGAACCGUCUUUCAGGCUGUAUUUUAGGGAACAAAGUGAGUGUGUGUUAACCAAAAUAUUACAUAAAAGAAUAAUGUGAAGUAUGAAUAGAAAAGGUAUAUUGUGCCUAAAGAUAUAUUUUAAAUGGUUGUAGAUUGUCAUUAAACACUGAAGGUCACAUGCAAAAGAUGACAUUAUAUAGAGUAAUGUAGUUCCUGUUCAUUAUUAUGUCCUAUUGUGAUUCAUUACUAACUUUUUUCCAUUGUGAGUUGUAUUUUUUUCUUUCCUUUUAAAGAUAUAUAUUUCUAAAAUACAUAUGAAUUUAUCUUAAUUCUCAUAGAUGUUCAAUAUUAUAUGUGCAUGCCAUAAAGUAUAUGUUGAUUCCAAA